Tupaia belangeri chinensis (Chinese tree shrew) is the source of this 6486-nucleotide messenger RNA. RefSeq names its product family with sequence similarity 135 member B (gene FAM135B). Lineage: Eukaryota; Metazoa; Chordata; Mammalia; Scandentia; Tupaiidae. The record is from RefSeq and is a predicted model, not a curated record. Bases 95 to 4276 code for a protein of 1393 amino acids. The transcript is spliced from 20 exons. Gene Ontology annotation, biological process: lipid metabolic process.
GCUGGCGGCUGGAAGAGUGAGGGAUCCAGGAGCGUGGCCCGAGGAGGCGAGAGGAAGUCCUGCAGUGGAAGACAGGUAAUGAACCAAAAAGAUCAUGUCUGAAGUACAAGGAACAGUUGAGUUUUCUGUAGAGCUACAUAAAUUUUAUAAUGUGGAUCUCUUUCAGAGAGGGUACUACCAGAUCCGAGUGACCUUGAAGGUGUCCUCAAGGAUUCCCCACAGAGUGAGUGCCUCUGUCAUCGGGCAGACAGAGAGCGGCAGCCUGCAUUCAGCCUGUGUCCAUGAGAGCACCGUGCACAGCCGAAUCUUUCAGAUCUUGUACAGAAAUGAAGAAGUGCCCAUAAACGAUGCCGUGAUCUUCCGGGUUCAUUUGCUCUUAGAUGGUGAAAGGGUGGAGCAUGCUCUGAGUGAAGUGGACUUUCAACUCAAGGUGGACCUUCACUUUACGGACAGUGAGCAGCAGCUGCGGGAUGUGGCUGGGGCGCCGAUGAUCAGCAGCCGCACGCUUGGCCUGCACUUCCACCCCCGGAAAGGUCUGCACCACCAGGUCCCGGUCAUGUUCGACUAUUUCCACCUGUCGGUGAUCUCGGUGACCAUCCACGCUGCUCUGGUGGCUCUGCAGCAGCCCCUGAUCAGUUUUACUCGUCCAGGAAGAGGCUCCUGGCUUGGUAAAGGUGGCCCAGACACAGGACAGGAGCAGUCUGUCAUUUCUCUGGAAAACUUGGUCUUUGGAGCUGGAUACUGCAAGCCAGCCUCGUCAGAGGGAAGCUUCUAUGUCCCCUCCGAGAACUGCAUGCAACAUGCACACAAGUGGCACCGGGACCUGUGCUUCCUGCUCCUGCAUGCCUACCAGGGACUCCGCCUCCACUUUCUGGCCAUCAUGAGGGACAUCCCCGAGCUGCCGCAUAUGGAGCUGGAGGCACUUGCUGUUGAAGAAACGCUCUCUCAGCUGUGUUCAGAGCUACAGAUGUUGAACAGCCCAGAGAAGAUUGCUGAGCAGAUCAGUAAGGAUCUUGCCUGGCUCACCUCCCACCUGAUGGCCCUGUGGACCCAGUUCCUGGACGCAGUGACCCUGCACUCCCAGGUGACCACUUAUCUCACCCAGGAGCAUCACACCUUGAGGGUCCGAAGGUUCUCCGAGGCCUUCUUUUAUACGGAGCACCAAAAACCUGCAGUCUUGACCUUUCAGGAAAACCUGAUCCAGACCCACAGCCAGCUGUCUCUGGAUAUCCGGAAUUCGGAGUACCUCACCAGCAUGCCCCCGCUGCCCGCAGAGUGCCUGGACAUUGACGGCGACUGGAACAGCCUGCCGGUCAUCUUUGAGGACAGAUACGUGGACUGCCCUGUGACAGGGCAUAAUUUGAGUGUUUAUCCUAACUUUGAAACUCCAGCAACCAGCCCUGCAAUAAUGAAUCUAAAAGAGAAGGAAGAAAACCAUACUGUAAACCAUAAAGCACCUUUGAGGAACGAUCUUACCCUGUCUACUAUGAAGCCACCCCAAAUGGACUGUGACGAGGAGUCUCUUAGGUGUGAGGAGCCAGAUGACAAUGUUGCCACACUGAGUCAUAAGGACGUGUGCUCUGAAUCGCAGGUGUAUCUGACCAUUGGUGAGUUCCAGACCCAAGCAGGUGUGCCCGAAGAUGAACGUUGGCCUGACAGAAAGCCGGAUGCUAGAACAGAGCCGCUGGCAGACAGGGACAUGCCCAGAAAGAGUGCAGGCCCAGAGGAUGGCCAGGCCUCAGCACUGACCUACAUCGAUGUGAAAUCUAGCAAUAAGAACCCCUGCAGAGCAGAACCCACAGUGGGCCCUGGCGCUCAGUGUGAAAGUAGGAGCUCUGGGGGCAGCUGCAGGCUUGUUGGGACUGUGCAAAGCAGAGUGGUGGCAGGUGGAAGCCCCCAAAAUGCCGUCUCACCAGAGAGAGCACUUCUCGAUGAAUUUGGAGCUCCAGGAAAGGGAGCAGACCCAGAAGGUAGGAUGGUGAUGCUGAGUCUGAAACUCACCCCCUCAGAGCCCCGUGACCCAUUAAGCUCCACUCCAAGGGACUCCUUGAAUAUUAGGUCUUCUCUGAAGGACCCUCACACAGAAGAGCAGGAGGAACUAUCGGUGCUCUCUGGGGUCAUCAAGAGAUCUUCUUCUAUUAUCUCUGAUUCAGGCAUCGAAAGUGAGCCAAGCUCCGUUGCUUGGUCUGAGGCCCGAAGCAGGGUGCUGGACCUACCCAGUGAUCGGGAAGUCUUGCAUGUGUUAGUUCGAAGACAUGCACUGCACAGGAGCUCCCUGGAGGGAGGGCACACAGAAAGCAGUGCGAGUUUGCCCAGUGGCAUUCAGGCUUCACUCACCUCCAUUAGUUCUCUGCCCUUUGAGGAGGAGGAGCGGGAGCUGGCACUCACCAAGCUAACCAAAUCUGCCUCUGCACCCCAAAUCAGCAGCCCAGAGGAGACUGCAGAAGAUGCAGAUGCUGUGCAGCAGGGAGGAGGCUUUGCUGAAGCUUUGGACAUGCACGAGAGCCAAAAUUCCCCUGGACACUGUUCUCAACUUUGUGGAGGCUCCAUGACCCAGGACACAGUGGUGGAACAUUCUUUUGUGGAAAUAGUUUUAGAUGCUGAAAGCCAGCAGGGCCCUGGCUACAUAGACAUCCCCAAAGGUAAAGGGAGUCACUCGGAUCCUAAAAGACACUGUCUUCUUGAUGGCAGUACGGAAGACACUCCGGGUGUUGAAACCAAAGGUCUUGAUGUAUCAAUUCCACCUGUCAUAGCUCUUGAAAACCCCAGUUCCAGGUCUUCUCACAGAGCACGAGUGGAAACCCCAAAAGGCACUUCUUCAGACUUGAUUGUGGACAAAGUAGAUCUUUCUAGCAGUGACAUCUCAGGGGCUGAGGUUAUCUCCUACCAUAAGGUGCCUGCAUCGAGCUGUCCAUCAGCGAACGACGCUGUCAAUAAGGACUCAACAGGCAAGCAAAGCCGGUCUGCUUACAUCAUUGAUGACACAGCGUUUGACAGAGGAGCUGGCCCUGUGUGCCCCACUGUGACUCACUCCAUUCACUCCCAAGGGAGAACCCCAGAGCCAAAGACAGGCACUUCCAUUACAGGGCCUCACCUUGGCCCUGCAGAGACCUUCACACUGGACAGCCUGAAGGCCGUGGAAGUCGUUAACUUAUCUGUGUCUUGCACUGCCACCUGUCUCCCUUUCUCAUCUGUGCCCAAAGAGACCCCUGCCAGGGUUGGAUUCUCUUCCAAACAGACCCCGUUUCCCAUCACGCACCAGCCUUUGGGUUCCUUUGGAGUUGUUCCUCCCCAUUCCAGGAGCGUGGAGGAAGAAGUCAGUGAGAGGAUGUCUAGUUUUUAUCAGGCCAAAGAAAAAUUUAAAAAAGAACUGAAGAUUGAAGGAUUUCUGUACAGUGACUUAUCUGUCCUAGCUUCUGAUAUACCAUAUUUCCCACCAGAGGAAGAGGAAGAAAAUCUGGAAGAUGGGAUUCACCUGGUUGUCUGCGUGCAUGGCUUGGAUGGGAAUAGUGCAGACCUUCGGCUGGUCAAGACUUUCAUAGAACUGGGGCUCCCUGGAGGAAAACUGGACUUCCUCAUGUCUGAAAAGAACCAGAUGGACACUUUUGCGGACUUCGAUACCAUGACUGAUCGGUUACUGGAUGAGAUCAUUCAGCACAUUCAGUUGUACAACCUCUCCAUAUCCCGAAUCAGCUUUGUCGGCCAUUCUCUCGGAAACAUUAUCAUCCGCUCCGUCCUCACUCGGCCCCGGUUCCGGUAUUACCUCAACAAACUCCACACUUUCCUGUCACUGUCCGGGCCUCACCUGGGGACCCUGUACAACAACAGCACCCUGGUCAGUACAGGCUUAUGGCUCAUGCAGAAACUGAAGAAAUCCGGAUCCCUUUUGCAGCUGACCUUCAGGGAUAAUGCUGAUUUGCGUAAAUGUUUCCUCUAUCAGUUAAGCCAAAAAACAGGGCUGCAGUAUUUUAAAAACGUCGUGCUGGUUGCUUCUCCCCAAGACCGCUAUGUGCCAUUUCAUUCGGCCAGGAUUGAAAUGUGUAAAACCGCCCUCAGAGACAGACAUACAGGUCCAGUGUAUGCAGAGAUGAUCAACAACCUCCUGGGCCCUCUGGUGGAAGCCAAAGACUGCACUCUAAUCCGACACAACGUGUUCCACGCCCUGCCCAACACUGCCAACACCCUGAUCGGCCGAGCCGCUCACAUUGCCGUGCUGGAUUCAGAACUCUUCCUGGAGAAGUUUUUCUUGGUGGCAGGACUCAACUACUUCAAGUAGUGGCAUUGAGGGUGUGGGCCUUGGGUAACUUGCUAGAAAUGUUUAAGAUCAGUUGAGAGCUUCAGUUGAGAUGUACUUCUAUAGACCGUUACCACUGAGGGUGGUGCCCCAAGAGGACAGCAGUGAGGGGUGGGAGCAGCGGUGGAACCAAACAUUAGAGGUGCUUUUGCUUUGGAGAUUUGGGAAAGUUGAACAAGAGCAUAAAAGACAUCAAACUUUGUUUGACUGUGUCUAGCCACCUGAAGUCUUGUCUAGAUGCUUUCUAGGAAACAUGAGAAAAUAAAGAAAUGGUAUAUUUGGAGUUGGUGAGCCCACCUUUCAGCCACCACUGGCUCAGAGAGAGAUUGCUCUAGUUUAACUAGACGUAUCCAAUAUGUUAUUAGCGCAUAGCUUUAUCAUUUUUGAUUAAAUUAAGUGCACACAAGCAUUUCGAAACUCAGGUUAAUCUUUGUGCAGAAGUGGAACAUACCGUGUAAAUAGAAUUCUGGGUAGAUUCUGAUGUGCCACUUGUUCAAGAAAAUGUGAUACCCAUGCUCCCAUUCUUUCUCCAUGUUCUCCAAGCAAGGGAAUGCAUUUAAAUCUCGAUUUUAUUUUAGGACAGUGGUGGGUCGGAGUGAUAGAAGAUAAAGAGGGAUAAAGGAGAUGCUGUUGGUAAAUAUGAGUUUGUUACAAACAACAGUAACAAAAACAUUGACCUAGUUGUUCCACCUACUUCCCAGACAUUUUCUAUGCAUAGUCCUGGCCCACAGAUGGUGUGAUUACUUAAAUCUCUGUCUAUAGUAGGGAAGAUCAAAUGAGACUACAUCUAGCAGAAGGGGCUCUGAGAUGAAUGCAUGCAUGUAUGAAGCUCCUGCUGAUAUCUUCCCAAAGAAAUGCUAUGUUAGCAUUUGACGCAAUUGCAAAAAAUUCAAACCAUUAACCCGGCCGGCAACUUCUCCUCUCCUUGGUAGGAGAAAGACAUCUCAAUGGAGGAGUGCUGGAUUAAAACCUCAGGGGAGCUCUAAGAAGGGUGCUGGUUAUCUUCUAAUUGAAAUGUCUUUUUGCCUUAGGAAAUCAAAGGGCUAGGAAAGGUCAUCAUCAAUAGAAAACCAAUUGACAAUAGGGACAAAAGUGAGAUCAGAUUAGAGAACAGCCAGUUUCAGAACUCAAUUUAAAUUGUUAUUGUUAAUUGACUUAGGUGGAAGAUUUGAAAAUUACCAGAAUGUUUAAGAUGGUCCCAAAGGCUGAGUACACUGUAUGAUCUGAAGAAAGCCUACAGAAUCUUCGAGUUGUAUGGAUAAAGUGUGUGAGCUGGGACAAUGGGAAGAAUAGCACAGAGACUCUCCUCUGGAGAUGAAAGCUCCUGCAUCUGCAUCUUAUUUAAGUGCAGAAACUCAUCUGGGACCAGGUUCCUGCUCCCAGCAUCUGGACCAUGACUCUAGGUCCCUGGGGCCAUGGUGACAUGGCCAUGCAAACUUGGCUCAUUUCAGAAUGUUAGGUCCUCUCAUAUUAACAGUGUGACUUCACAAAAACACAGGCAGUUCAUGGGAAAUGAGUCUAGAUAGAUAAGUCUGCAGGAGAGUAGAUUUGUGGAUUUCUAGAAAAAGAAAAAAGAAAAAAAAAGCAGGGUUUAAUAGCAGGUUGACUGUUUGAUAGAAGCAGUCUUCUACUCAAUGAAUUCAGUGUUUCUCCGUGGUUCCUUUCUGAAUUGUCAUCUUAACACACAUGGGCCCAUGAAGUCCUUGACUUGCUUUUCCACUGGGUGUUUCGUUCCAAGUUCCUGAGUCAGUACCGGGCACAGACUGGUUGCUCGUGGGUGGGGCCACGUUAGCUCUGUGACCUGGGAGUCACUGCGGCUAGCCACGCAGCCCAUGAUGUUGGGAUGUGUUCCCUGUCUAGACAAGUGCCGAUGCUCGGCGUGGGACCACACAUUUGUAGCAGCUUCUCCUUUCUGGCCAAAUGACAAGCCCUGCCCCUGAAAUGAGCUCAUUUCAUGUUAUGUUUCAAUUUUCAUCUGCCGUGUUUGUCUCUCCCUGGUCACCUGAAAGACCGCGCAGCCAGCGGUUACGGAGCCAGGGCGAUCCUGACGAUUAUCAUCUUUUCCAAUAACCAGAUGCCAUUUUUAACUUCAAUAUGCUGUCUGGACAUAGUGAGAACUAAUGGCAAUAAACGUCCAGCUGCCUGGUGCACCUCUUUUUUAUAGGGGUGUCUGCUGUCUUUGUAAAUCUUCU